Ruditapes philippinarum (Manila clam) is the source of this 865-nucleotide messenger RNA. RefSeq lists its product as uncharacterized. The annotation marks the transcript as partial. Lineage: Eukaryota; Metazoa; Mollusca; Bivalvia; Venerida; Veneridae. Gene Ontology annotation, biological process: double-strand break repair via homologous recombination. The transcript is spliced from 4 exons. The record is from RefSeq and is a predicted model, not a curated record. Gene Ontology annotation, molecular function: four-way junction helicase activity; ATP binding; nucleic acid binding. Gene Ontology annotation, cellular component: cytoplasm; chromosome; nucleus.
AUGGCGGACGCCAUAGUAAAGGAUUCAACGCAUACAGAUACAAAAACAUUCUCAACAGUAUUAGACACAUACAAUCGAGAGUACAACACCAACAUUCAGGAACUUAAACCUCUUCAAGUAAAGGCGUUGUCAAUUAUCUUAUCUGGAAAGGAUUGUGUAUGCUCCCUUCCCACUGGAUAUGGGAAGUCUUUAAUUUUUAAACUUCUCCCAUUUAUUGACUUAAACUGCUUGGUUAUUGUAAUUGAGCCUCUAAAUGAUAUAAGAGAACAAGAAACACAAAAGCUAGGAGAAACAGCGAUUUGUCUAUCUGGAAAAGGUGACCUAGGCUUUAAUAAUGUAAAAAAUGGCAAAGUAAAAUAUAUCUUUUGCCAUCCUGAGGAUAUUCUGGAUAACAAGAGAAUUGUAGAAUUAUUUAAAUCUGAAUGUGUGAAAUCCCGAAAUAUUUUCCUGGUAGCCGACGAGGCCAAUUGCAUUUUAGACUGGGGUGAUCACUUAACACCCGAUUAUAAAAGACUUUCUAAUUUAAGAUCUUUGUUUGAGUGCCAAAUUUUAGCACUGUCAGCAACCGUUACAAGUGUGGGACAAAGAGACAUAAUUAAGAAUUUACUUAUGAAAUAUUGUCUAAAACAAAUGAUCUUUGCUAGUCUGCAAAAGCCAUCCCAGGACUGUAGCAUUAGACUUAUAUUUGCAUCAGUGGCACUUGGCAUGGGUGCAGACCUAAAAAAUGUGAAGCGUGUAAUACAUGGUGCCUAUGUUCAGGAAAUUGGAUGGGCUGGAAGAGUUGGUUCACAUGCCAAAGCUAUACUGUAUUACAACAAUAAUGACAUAGCUAUUAAGCACAUGCAAGCCAGCAUGAAGGAUUAUU